Molecule: messenger RNA, 1352 nt
Organism: Eublepharis macularius
Lineage: Eukaryota; Metazoa; Chordata; Lepidosauria; Squamata; Eublepharidae
Gene: GPER1
Product: G protein-coupled estrogen receptor 1
Exons: 1
Coding region: 1-1143 (380 amino acids)
Biological process (GO): G protein-coupled receptor signaling pathway
Cellular component (GO): membrane
Molecular function (GO): G protein-coupled receptor activity
Source: RefSeq, a predicted model, not a curated record
AUGACUUCUCCAGACCUUUUUGGAUCCAACAAUUUAAGCACUUUGGCACUGAAGUCCAAGGCAAUUUAUUUAGCAGAGAACCAUACCAUGGAAAUUUACGUGGGAGCCACAGCACCAAUGCUUUGCAACAGCACCUAUUCUUAUUUGUGCAAUGAAAGCAAACCUCUAAGCCUGCCAGAUAAAUCAGAACACCAGCAGUACAUCAUAGGUCUUUUCUUGUCUUGUCUUUAUACAAUAUUCCUUUUUCCUAUUGGUUUUGUGGGGAACAUUCUCAUUUUAGUGGUGAACAUCAGCUUUCGUGAAAAGAUGACUAUUCCAGACUUAUACUUCAUCAACCUGGCAGUGGCUGAUCUCAUUUUGGUUGCCGACUCCCUCAUCGAGGUUUUUAACCUGGAUGAAAAGUAUUAUGACAUCACAAUCAUCUGUACUUUCAUGUCUUUGUUCCUUCAGAUCAACAUGUAUAGCAGCAUUUUCUUCCUAACAUGGAUGAGCUUUGACCGAUACAUAGCAGUGGCGAAAGUAAUGAGGUCCAACAUAUUCCGCACUAUGGAGCACGCCAGGCUAAGCUGCGGACUCAUCUGGCUAGCGUCCAUCUCUGCAGCGCUAGUGCCCUUCACAGCAGUGCAUCUGCAACACACAGGAGAGAUUUACUUUUGCUUUGCAGAUGUCAAAGAAAUCCAGUGGCUAGAAAUCACCUUGGGGUUCAUCAUCCCUUUUGCCAUCAUAGGCCUUUGCUACUCAUUAAUCGUCCGAGUCCUUGUCAGGGCUCACAAGCACAGGAGUUUGCGGAUACGACGGCAGAAAGCUUUGCGGAUGAUCGUUGUGGUCGUCCUUGUCUUCUUCAUCUGCUGGCUUCCCGAAAAUGUCUUCAUCAGUGUGCAGCUUCUCCAGAAGACAGAACCGGUUCCAUCACGGAGCCAGUCUUUCAGGCACAGUCACCCCUUAAUGGGACAUAUCGUAAACCUUGCUGCGUUUUCCAACAGCUGCCUGAAUCCCCUUAUCUACAGUUUCCUAGGUGAAACUUUCAGAGACAAGCUGAGGUUGUAUAUUGAGCAGAAGGCCAAAGUAUCAGCUCUACAUCGUUUUUGUCAAGCGACCCUGAAAUCGGUCAUUCCCGAUAGCACAGAGCAAUCAGAAGUUUAAUUUAGGGGACCGUACUGAAGAUACCAUAAUGGGAACAGGAUCACAAUACCGGUUACUCACAGGAAAAUAUAUAUCCUAUGCACCAAGAUUUGUACUCUUGUUUUUAUGACAACAUGUACAAGGUACCCAUUAUUCAUGUAAUUAGGGAAAGGGUUAAUAAAGGCUCGUGGAAUGUGGCUUGGGUGUAUCUGCCAACAAAAAAGUGAACA